AUGGACGUGGUAGGUCUUUUAAAUAACAUAAACGAUAAGACUGAUAUGUUCGCCGUUAAAACAUGGACUUCAGAAUGGACAAAUAGUUUUCAAGACAAUCAAGUACUGUGGUCGUUCUGUGGCUGUUUGUUGGUUUCAGUUUUAGUCGUUUUUUUCUAUUAUUACAAGAGAUGGCGAUCAAAAGAGGCAGUUGGAGGCGCCGGGGCCACGGCAGCCGGGGAACCGGCGAAACGGUUCCGAAAACGCGACAAGAUGUUGUUUUACGGCAGACGUAUGUUACGGAAGGUCAAGUCUAUAUCAAAUUCUGGACAGGGAAGGAAACGGCGUGCCGUCAUGAGGUUCGCAAGGAAAUUGCUGCAACUGAAGAAAGAAUCAGCACCUGAACAAUUGAAGGUCCUUGAACCACCAGCGGAAUAUCUCGAGGAAGACUUGACGAAUGAUGACCGAGUCCCACCUGAUGCUCUCUACAUGCUGCACAGCAUCCGAGUGUUCGGACACUUUGAGAAGCCAGUGUUCCUCAUGCUGUGUAAACAUACUGAGAUAUUGAACCUGCCCGCUGGGUCAUUCCUGUUUAAAGUUGGUGAUACAGAUGAGAAUGUUUACGUGGUCCAGAACGGUCGCGUGAACGUUUAUAUCACAAACUCUGAUGGUAGCAGUCUGUCGUUGAAGAUCGUCCGAGCUGGCGAGAGUGUCACUUCUCUACUGAGCUUCACUGACGUUCUCACGGGUCACUCUCAGCCAUACAAAACAGUAAAUGCAAAGGCUCUAGAAGAUUCCCAAGUCAUCAAGUUACCUAUGAGGGCCUUCCAAGAGGUCUUCAAGGAGUAUCCAGAUAUAUUUGUCAGAGUUAUACAGAUAAUUAUGGUGCGUCUCCAAAGAGUGACCUUCACAGCUCUUCACCAAUACCUCGGUCUUAGCGCUGAGUUAGUGAAUCCUGGUCGUGAGAAACGCCGCCCCAACACGGCGCCUACAUCUUCACCAGCCAAGGUCAGGGUUGACAACACUUUGAAUUCACCACACCACGAGAAGAUGGAAUUAGUGGAGGGAUCUCAAGUCUCCUCUCCCAUCCACAUCCCGACCCGGAAGCGACCCGACAUGGUACCGGAUGUUACGUCAAACACGCCACAAAAUACAACGCAGCUUCAACCAGAUGUACAACCAACAUCAUCAUUCCAAAGAUCAAAAGAAGGUUCCUUUAAGAAACCAAAUACUGAUAAUUUAGAUGAGCAGGCCCUCAUAAAGAUUGCAUCGGAGGCUUUCGUGAAGGAACUGGGUUUAGACAAUGAUCAGAUACUGAAAGGGAAUGUUCAAGUGAGAGAUCUACCCGCUGGGACUUACAUCAUGAAGGAGGAAAGUCACAAGGAUGUAGCGUUAGUAUAUCUAUUGUCGGGCGCUCUGUUGGUGUCACAACGCGUGGCCGAGGGGGAGGGGGAGGUUCAUAUGUUCACCGCAUAUCCAGGUGAAGUAGAAGGCGGUCUGGCUGUAUUAACGGGGGAGCCGAGUUUCUUUUCAAUAAGAGCAAAGCAUUUCUCUCGUAUCGGUCUGUUAUCUAAGACAACAGUGUAUAGUAUAAUGAGAGAACGUCCCUCCGUAGUACUGCACAUAGCUAACACGGUAGUCAGAAGACUAUCGCCGUUCGUUAGACAAGUCGAUUUCGCUUUGGACUGGGUGUUCCUGGAAUCAGGUCGAGCUGUGUAUCGUCAGGACGAGGAAUCCGGUUCAACAUUCAUAGUACUGAGUGGACGGCUGCGGUCAGUCAUCACACAUCCUAAUGGAAAGAAGGAAUUAGUUGGGGAAUAUGGCAAGGGUGAUUUAGUUGGCAUUGUAGAGAUGGUCACUCAAACUCGUCGUAGCACCACUGUGAUGGCGGUUAGAGACUCCGAGCUCGCUAAACUACCUGAAGGAUUGUUCAACGCUAUCAAGCUACGGUUCCCCGUUGUUGUGACACGACUCAUCAAUCUAUUGGGACACAGAAUUCUAGGAUCAUGGCAGAAGCCCACCCGAGGUCUGGGUACCGCUGCUAUCGAGUCUCGUCCUUCACAACACAACUUCUCAACAGUGGCCGUGGUACCUGUCAGUGAUGAUGUACCGCUUACGGCAUUCACUUACGAGUUGUAUCACUCACUGUGCGCUAUUGGUCCGACGGUUCGUUUGACGUCUGACGUCAUCCGAAAACUAUUGGGUUUGACCAUAAUGGAUCCGAAUAACGAAUAUCGUCUCAGCUCCUGGCUUGCACAACAAGAGGACAAGCAUAAAGUAGCAUUAUAUCAAUGUGAUCCAAGUCUCACUCAGUGGACCCAGCGGUGCAUUCGACAAGCGGAUUGUAUUUUGAUAGUAGCUCUUGGAGAUAAACAACCCAGUAUCGGCAAAAUUGAGAAAGAAAUCGAGCGGCUAGCCAUCCGUACUCAGAAGGAGUUAGUACUGCUUCACCGUGAAGGAGGUCCCAAUCCUUCAGGGACUGUACACUGGCUGAACAUGAGGUCGUGGGUCAGUCAGCAUCAUCACGUCCGCUGCCCACACAGAAUGUUCACCAGGAAGAGCCAGUAUAGGAUUAGUGAGUUGUACAGUAAAGUCCUGAUGUCGGAGGCUAGCGUGCAUUCAGACUUCUCUCGACUUGCUCGCUGGCUGACUGCCACGGCUGUGGGCCUCGUGCUUGGAGGGGGCGGAGCCCGGGGCGCCGCACACGUCGGUAUGAUAAGAGCCAUACAGGAGGCCGGCAUACCCAUAGACAUGGUGGGUGGAGUCAGUAUUGGUGCAUUCAUGGGGGCGUUAUGGUGUAUGGACAGAAACAUAACUACUGUGACACAGAAAGCCAGAGAGUGGUCUACUAAAAUGACACAAUGGGGUAAGCAACUAUUGGACCUGACAUACCCAGCGACCUCUAUGUUCUCCGGCAAGCAGUUCAAUACAACUAUAAGGACUACCUUCGGAGAGGUCCAUAUUGAGGAUCUCUGGCUGCCGUAUUUCACAGUUACUACAGACAUUAGCUCCAGUUGUAUGAGGAUUCAUAGACACGGUUCACUAUGGCGUUACAUACGCGCCUCGAUGUCUUUGAGCGGGUACAUGCCCCCACUCUGCGACCCAGUAGACGGUCACCUACUAUUGGACGGCGGUUAUGUCAACAACCUCCCAGGUAAACCAAUCACAACCGCUGAACGAAAUAGGAACAUAGGAACCCUGAGUGUAAAUAUUAACACUGAACGGAAUGUCAAACUACCCUCACGCAUGUUGUGGAGAUAUUGCCGCGCGUCAAUGAGCAUCGCGGGCAUCUUCCCGCCGAUAUGCGACCCCAUCGAUGGACAUCUGCUUCUGGACGGUUGCUAUGUUAAUAACGUGCCUGCGGACGUGAUGAGAUCACUCGGCGCCAAACACAUUCUGGCGAUAGACGUUGGCUCUCAAGAUGACACGGACCUCACUAAUUACGGUGACGAUUUGUCCGGAUGGUGGUUACUUUGGAAACGUUGGAAUCCAUUCACGACGCCGGUGAAGGUUCCCAAUCUGCCUGACAUUCAGAGCAGACUCGCCUACGUGUCCUGCAACCGACAGCUUGAAGAGGUCAAGAAAUCGGAUUACUGCGAAUACAUACGUCCUCCUAUCGACGCGUAUAAGACGUUGCAGUUUGGAUCCUUUGACGAGAUCCGUGAGGUUGGUUAUCGUCAUGGAUCAGCUUACUUCGAGGGUCAAAGACGAGGAGGAGGAGGCGGCGUUAGUGGAGCAGCCGCUGAGGGUAGGAAACACUCCGCACAACCAGCCUUGACUGAUUACACGUUCACGGAUUUGGCGCAAAUGGUGUGCUCAGUGAGGACGGCGAAAGAUGAUAAUGAGAGUAGCUCGGAAUCUGACUAUGAAGAUCAAAGACACUUCGAAGGUUACGCAUCUGAGCCCAGCGGUGGGAUACUAGAGAUGUCUUCCAGCGUUGAAGACGGCAACGCCUGGAUCAGCGACACGGAACUGGAGGGUCUCAGGACCCGUCGUGUCGGAGGGUCGCUCUCACUAUCGGAGGACGAGGUUGACUCGGAGGCUGAGAUGUACGAGCCGAUGAACAAACGGAUCAGAUGA
This is a messenger RNA of Danaus chrysippus (African queen), 4059 nucleotides long. NCBI's taxonomy places the organism in Eukaryota, Metazoa, Arthropoda, Insecta, Lepidoptera, Nymphalidae. The record is from the annotation of a GenBank genome assembly.